ACUAUCACCUUUACUGGUAUUGGCUGAUUCUUCCUGUAGAAAUGUCGAGAGUCAACCCGGACAUGGAAAUCAAGGAUUAUAUGCCAUGAAUAUGGAAUAUAAACACCUAAGGUUCAACAACUCUCUUGACUUAACAUUUAUACAUAAGCCACCAAAGAUAUUAUUAGAUACGGUACCAACAGAAAAUGAGAUCCAUUUGUUUAACAAUUAUAUUAGCAUCUAUAGCAUCGUCAUUGCGGUGUCCUUCUGAGUGGAGGAUCUACCAGUCUAACUGCUACAGAUAUUAUCCUCAGACAAAGGCGUUUUGGCCCAGUUCCGACUUUUGUCGAAAGCAGGUUUUUUACUCUGCUCAUAGCACCAAGCCAACGAACAGUGAACUGGUAUCUAUACAUAGCCCAGACGAAAAUGCAUUUGUAUUCUCAAUCGUGCCGCCUAGCAUCACCGUUCAGCUUGGGCUAUACAAUAAUGUGAUUAAGGGGAAACGAACAUGGCAUUGGACUGAUGGGUCACCGUUUGAAUACAGCAAUUGGGCUCCCGGGCAACCAGACAGGUCUAUACAACAUUAUGGCACAAUGUGGAAUUCUAAAUUUCCAUCGAAAUGGGAUGAUGCUGGAUGGCCGAGUUUGAGUUUUGUCUGCAAAGUGCCUGCUGAUGAUUGUCUUAAGUCACCCUUUGAAAGUAGGAUAUAUAACAGUACCGAUUGCAAAAAUGGCGGAAAAUUCAGCGACGACGGAGUAUGCAUUUGUCCAUCACCGUAUUCUUGCAUAGACUGCUCGUGGUAUAAUGGCUGCAUGAGUAAUCCAUGUCAGAAUGGUGGGCAAUGUAUCAAUAAUGAUCAGAGCUAUUCUUGUGAAUGUGAGGAUGGUUUCACAGGAACUCGCUGUGAAAUAUAUAAAGGCUGUUUAGCGUUUCCUUGUAUGAAUCGUGGAAAUUGCUCGAAGGAUCCCGAGAAGGCAAUCUUUGUUUGCACAUGUCCUGAAGAUUAUUCUGGAGUCACAUGUCAGACGUAUAUCGGCCAUUGUAAAGAAGACCCGUGUGAAAAUGGAGGCACUUGUCAUUCGAUCUCAGUCGCACCAUUCUACGUAUGUCAGUGUAAAUCUCCGUACAUAGGUUUGACGUGUAGUGCCACUAGCAACGGUUGCCUCAGUAACCCCUGUCUGAACGGUGGUACUUGUGUCACCAAUGAGGAAAAGAACGGAACUAGUUGCUUGUGUUCGUCCGAUUACUCCGGAAGUACUUGCGGUCUACAAAAACUAACGUCAAAAACUGACAAUCAAACUAGCCAAUCAAAUACCAACCUUAUCGUCGGCUUCAUUGUCGUGACUGUCUCACUGACUGCUAUCAUUUUAUUAUUGGUCGGCUAUAUUUUUCGAAACAAACAUCAUAAAGGCGCAGACGCCAACUCAUUUAUAGGGCUGCAACAUGAUUUGGAAUAAAAGAAGACAAAAAGACCCAACAUUUAAGAAAGGAACCGUGUAUGUAUAGGCCCACCGACGUCGCAGUCAGCUUAUCUCACUCAUCUAAACAGUGGCAUGGUUUAGCUACUUACAAGAUGGAUUUAAUACUCUAAAACUCUAAAAUUCAUCAUUAUGCUUCAGAAUUGGAGUUAAUUUCAGUGACUGGUUAGUUCUUUCAGGCUUAAACCAAGGACUAUGGACUUGGAGGCAGCACCAUACACAUACAUAUUUCCACUCAACAAUCAUUAAAGUGAUUUGGAAAUAGUAUUAUGCAAAAUCAGUUUGCUUAUCUUGUAUUUUUACAAUGUACUAGUUAUUAUUAGAAUUAUCAUAGUGGGAUAAUUUGUUUUAUUGAACUAAAUUGAAUUGAAUCAUAUGUAUUUAAUCGAUUGCUCUUCUAAGCUAUAAUUUUCGUAUAACAAGAAACUGAAUACUAUAACAACCUA
This is a messenger RNA of Anneissia japonica, 1903 nucleotides long. Its product is annotated as fibropellin-1-like. Gene Ontology annotation, molecular function: calcium ion binding. The transcript has 9 exons. Lineage: Eukaryota; Metazoa; Echinodermata; Crinoidea; Comatulida; Comatulidae. The record is from RefSeq and is a predicted model, not a curated record. Gene Ontology annotation, biological process: establishment or maintenance of epithelial cell apical/basal polarity; heterophilic cell-cell adhesion. The coding region runs from base 186 to 1436 and encodes 416 amino acids. Gene Ontology annotation, cellular component: protein-containing complex; plasma membrane.